Messenger RNA from Durio zibethinus, 2495 nucleotides. The record is from RefSeq and is a predicted model, not a curated record. Lineage: Eukaryota; Viridiplantae; Streptophyta; Magnoliopsida; Malvales; Malvaceae.
UUAUUUUAUGUAUAUAAACUUUUGGGAUGAGAAAUGACUGCGAAUUUUUUAGAGACUUUGUCCUAUCUCCUUCCCCUUCUUCUUCCUCUUUCCUUUCCCUUCCCUUCCCUGCACUCGAUCUCCCCAUUUUCUUCUCGUUUGUUUUUAAUUUCUAUAGGAAAAAAAAAAAAAAAGAAAACCCCUUUCUCUCCUUAUUAGGAUUCAAAUCUUUUAUUUCUUCAAGUCCGGGAGAGGCCUUGCCUUUCCCUUUCUUUCCCUCUUAUUUAUAAUUUACCCCCUCGCUUGUCUUAAAAUAAACCAUAAACAGUUUUUAAUCUAAACCCAUAAUUUAUAUAUAUUUUGUUUUUUAAAAAAUUUAUUUUAAUCCUUUGUUUUUCUUUGUUUUCUGUUGCCCUUUGAUGGUGGCAUGGCUGGUCUUGAUUUAGGCACCACUUCUCGCUACGGUCAUCAGCUUCACAGGCCGGACCUUCACCUUCAACAGCGUCCUGAACCUGAAGACCACGACGUUUCAAACAACCGUGUUGGUGGCGGAGGAGGUGGUGCUCACUAUGGCUCAGCUGACCAUCACCAAGACGAUGGCUCUCACCAAGCGUUGGAGUUAGUCAACGCAGCUAACUCGGGUGACCUUCUAGGCCGUAGGCCGAGAGGUCGUCCUCCAGGUUCCAAGAACAAACCAAAGCCUCCAGUCAUCAUCACAAGGGAGAGCGCAAACACGCUCCGAGCUCACAUUCUUGAAGUUGGGAACGGCUGUGAUGUGUUUGACUGUAUUGCAAACUACGCUCGGAGAAGGCAAAGAGGAAUCUGUAUACUGAGUGGGAGUGGUACGGUGACCAACGUGAGCAUUAGGCAACCAGCUGCUACUGGAGCUAUAGUUACCCUUCAUGGCAGAUUUGAAAUAUUAUCACUUUCAGGUUCAUUUUUGCCACCACCCGCUCCUCCAGGUGCCACCAGUUUGACAAUCUAUUUGGCUGGCGGGCAAGGCCAGGUUGUAGGAGGAAGUGUCGUUGGGGAACUGAUGGCGGCAGGACCUGUUAUUGUCAUAGCUGCAUCGUUUACAAAUGUGGCUUAUGAGAGGCUGCCCUUGGAGGAGGAUGACCAGCUGCAGAUGCAAAGUGGCGGCGGCGGCGGAAAUGGUGGAGGUGGUGGAAACAACAUGUUUGCUGAUGCGGGAGCUGGCACAGGAGGGUUGCCUUUCUUCAAUUUGCCACUCAAUAUGCCGCCUAAUGUCCAGUUACCCGUUGAAGGAUGGCCAGGAAACUCAGGUGGCAGGCCUCCUUUUUGAGAGAUUUGGGUGGGAAUGCGAACUUUCGAUGGAAAAUUCAAUACUUGUUGAGAAGCAGUUUGCAUUAGUGGAAAAGGGAUUCUUAGAUCAUUAAGGUUAGCAAAUUCAUGGACUAGUUAUCGUUAUUAUCACCAUGAUCAUGCUUCUUCUUCUUCUUCUUCCACUUCCUGUGAUGUUGAUGUUAAUUUUAGUUUCUUUUUCUCCUUUAAUCUUUGUUUUAGUUCUUUCUUUUUUUUUCAUCUUUUCUUCUUCUUUCUUCUCGGAUAUUUGGAAUCUAUGAUUUCUAGAAAGAGUCCUUGUCCAUGGCGGAUCGACUUUCUUCUUCUCUAUAAGAAAUGGUUUGAUGAUGCAUUAACUUUUGUUGGAUAAUAUCAGUCACUGACUUUCAGGUUUACUAACAGAUCAACUAGGGUUUAUUUUCUUUCUCCUAAUUUUCUUUUCUUCAAAUUUCACAUUUUAAAUUUGCAUCAUAUCAUUCUUUCAUUCUCCUGUUAGACCAACAGAUAUAAUUCUUGUCCCUCGUUGUUUACAACAGUUUCUUUCAUGGAGUUAACAAAGUACUUAAAAAGGCUUUCCAAAGUAAAUCUUGUAGGAUUUGGUAACGUAGGAUUGUGUUUUCUUUGCAUUGUUUUCAGCAGAGAAUAAAUAUAACAGUAUAAAAUAUAAUUAAGAGCCAAGGGUUUCAUCACUUGGGGAUUCUUCUUGUUCGAAUGGUGCCUUACCCAACACGAGAUUUGCAUUGAUGUUCAAGAUGACAUUUCUUGAUAUAUAUCUAGCUCUGUUGGGAAUAAUUAAGCUGCUUCUAUUUUUCUAUUACAUGACAUUCCUCUCUUCUAAAUCUUUUGAACUAAACCAUAACAUAAUUAAAACCCAAGCACCUUCUCUGUAAUAAAUUAUUUCUGAAAUCAGUUUUGCAUCAGAAACUAGCUUCCAUUUAUUCUUCAAAUAAGCUCUCAAAUCUCCCAUGAACAAGAUUGAAAUAGAAGCAUUUCUGAUGGAGUCUUGUUAUCUGUGGUGAAUAUCUAUGAAGGGUGAUUCAAUAUCUAUCUAGUUGAGCAAAGAGUCAAUAUCCAUAUAUGCAUUCAGCUUGCAACAACACUGUUUUGUGGCUAUCUACUCAGAUUCAAGUACUGCUUCUGAUAAUCUUAGACACCCAUUUGGGGUUGGGAGUCAGUACUAUAAGAAUAGAAAUGAAUGCUGUCCUUAAUCUUAA